UCAAUUGUUCGGUUUCAUUCUGCAUUCUUUCUGAUUGUUAGAAUUCCUCGUUUCGGCACGUUACGUUUCGCUCCAAACUUUUCGAGUGGUAGACAGGUGUUAUCUACAAACAUUAUUAAUUAGGAUGGCCAGCGCCCAAAUGCAAACGUUUGAAUCUUCGGUCUUUGAACCAAAUAAAUUUCUGCAGAGUCGCUUAGAACAAUCAGUCCAUAACGAAAAGCACGAGCUGCAAAAGGAUCGGGACCAUGAGCUGGAAAGUAUGCCCGGGGAGCAAAGUGAACAGACGUACAAAAUCGAAUACAAACAUCCGUUAGAGCAUGUCUGGACGCUAUGGUACCUAGAGAACGAUCGAACUAAACACUGGAAGGAUAUGCUCAAUGAAAUCACACAAAUUGAUAGCAUCGAAACGUUUUGGGGCUUGUAUUAUACGAUCAAAACACCAUCCGAACUUAAGAUUGGCAGCGAUUAUUAUAUGUUCAAACAAGGCAUACAACCCAUGUGGGAGGACGAAGCAAAUAUAAAGGGGGGCCGCUGGCUGUUUACUGUCGGCAAGAGUUCGAAGUACGCCUUGGAUCGCAUUUGGUUGGAUAUAUUGUUAAUGAUGGUUGGCGAGUCCUUUGAAUAUGCUAGUGAAAUCUGCGGUGCUGUAGUAAAUAUACGUGCGAAAAGCAAUAAGAUAUCUGUUUGGACGGCCAAUGGAACUAACGAGCUGGCUGUUUUAGAGAUCGGUUUUAAGUUGAAAACCUUAUUACACCUACAAUCGCACAAUUUGCAAUACCAGCUGCACUCGGAUGCGAUGUCAAAAAUAAAUUCUGGGGUCAGAUCUGUAUAUAGUCUAUGAUUAUACAUUUUAUAAAUGCGUAUGUACAGCAUAUAAGACUAGCGUAGUAUAAGUGCUCAAUAGUAUAAGAACCUAAUUGGAUAUAUUUUUGACCCAAAUUGUAUUUUGAAAUUCAACAAACAAAUUCUGACAGCAAGCUUAAAAAAAUUACCGUACCUUAUUUAUUAUUCUUAAUAAAAAUGUUUGUUCGCCGCAGAUUGUUG
This is a messenger RNA of Drosophila hydei, 1044 nucleotides long. RefSeq names its product eukaryotic translation initiation factor 4E1 (gene eIF4E5). Lineage: Eukaryota; Metazoa; Arthropoda; Insecta; Diptera; Drosophilidae. Gene Ontology annotation, cellular component: eukaryotic translation initiation factor 4F complex; cytoplasm. Gene Ontology annotation, biological process: translational initiation. The record is from RefSeq and is a predicted model, not a curated record. Bases 125 to 841 code for a protein of 238 amino acids. Gene Ontology annotation, molecular function: translation initiation factor activity; RNA 7-methylguanosine cap binding. The transcript is spliced from 5 exons.